This is a messenger RNA of Prunus armeniaca (apricot), 786 nucleotides long. The record is from the annotation of a GenBank genome assembly. NCBI's taxonomy places the organism in Eukaryota, Viridiplantae, Streptophyta, Magnoliopsida, Rosales, Rosaceae.
AUGUCUUUAACUUUGAGCCCUUCUUCUUCAUCUGUAACCCCACAAAAAUCAAGCCUUGGUGGUCCAGCUUUAACUAGACCCUCAAAGAGCAACAAUUUUCUCAACGUGGGUGGUCGCAAAAAUGGCAAUGUGAGUUCAGGCCGGUUGGUAAUAUUUGCCAAAAAUGAAGCUAAUAACAGAGCCACCAUGGAGGCAGUGUUCGAGCCCUUUGAGGAGGUCAAGAAGGAGCUCCUUCUAGUCCCCACUGCCCCUCAUGCUUCGCUUGCUCGCCAAAAGUACUCUGACCAAUCUGAAGCUGCCAUCAAUGAGCAGAUCAAUGUGGAAUACAAUGUCUCCUAUGUGUACCACGCCAUGUAUGCCUACUUUGACAGAGACAACGUUGCUCUCAAGGGCCUUGCCAAGUUUUUCAAAGAAUCAAGUGAAGAAGAAAGGCAGCAUGCUGAAAUGCUUAUGGACUACCAGAACAAACGCGGAGGAAAAGUUAAGCUGCAGUCCAUGCUAAUGCCAUUCUCAGAGUUUGAUCAUGCUGAAAAGGGUGAGGCAUUGCAUGCAAUGGAGCUUGCGCUGGCCUUGGAAAAGUUGAACAAUGAGAAACUUCUAAAAUUACACAGAAUAGCCGAUGAAAACAAUGAUGUGCAUUUAGCGGAUUAUGUGGAAAGUGAGUUCUUGACUGAGCAGGUGGAAGCUAUAAAGAAAAUCUCAGAGUAUGUAGCUCAGUUGAGAAGGAUAGGCGCAGGACAUGGUGUUUGGCACUUUGAUCAGAUGCUCCUCAAUGAUAUUGCAUGA